UGGAAAUCCACUUUCAAGAUCAGAAAGCAACAAAGAUCCCAUUGAGCACCAAAACAUGCAAAAUGAAAUCAAGAAACAACAACAACAAAUUCAUCGGUGUGAGACAAAGACCUUCCGGAAGAUGGGUUGCCGAGAUUAAAGAUACUACACAGAAGAUUCGGAUGUGGCUUGGUACUUUUGAGACCGCCGAAGAAGCUGCUCGUGCAUAUGACGAAGCCGCCUGCCUUCUUCGUGGCUCAAACACCCGCACAAAUUUCGUCACUCACGUUUCUGCAGACUCCCCACUUGCCUCGCGGAUAAAGAAUAUUCUCAACAGCAAGAAAAUCAUUAAUGCAAAGGAAAUCCCGAAAAGGAGCCAAGAGUCGUCUAUAAGUCAUCAAGAUGUAAUUGAUAGGGAUUAUAGUACUACUACGACAUUGACUUCCACGAGUAGUCCUGCUUAUCAUCAUACCAACACAAGUGAUGCUGCUGAGUCAUUUUCAUAUGUUGUUGAUAAGGUAAAAGAUUGGAGCCAACCGAUUGAUGAUGUUUACAAACCUGAUUUGAGCACUUGUGUGGCUGAGCUUGAUCCGGGGACGGCUCAGUCUGGCUUAGCAUGGGAUUUUGAUGAUUGUGUAGGAGGAGGAGGAACUGAUGAUCGGUUUUCAUAUGCUCAAGAGUUGUUGGAAUUGCCUAAGAAUGUGAACCUUAUUAUCAAUGAGAAUUCGGACAUGGAGUUGUCGGAAUUUGAGAGAAUGAAGGUUGAAAGACAAAUAUCAGCAUCGCUAUAUGCAAUAAACGGUCUUCACGAGUACAUGGAGACAGUGUAUGAUCCUAGUGAAGCCUUUUGGGAUCUUCCUCCACUAUGUCCCCUGUUAAGCUAGACUAGACUAGACCAAUCAUUUUCUG
Messenger RNA from Erythranthe guttata (spotted monkey flower), 888 nucleotides. Its product is annotated as ethylene-responsive transcription factor ERN1. Gene Ontology annotation, molecular function: DNA binding; DNA-binding transcription factor activity. NCBI's taxonomy places the organism in Eukaryota, Viridiplantae, Streptophyta, Magnoliopsida, Lamiales, Phrymaceae. Gene Ontology annotation, biological process: regulation of DNA-templated transcription. The record is from RefSeq and is a predicted model, not a curated record.